GAUAAUGGAACCAUGAUAUUGUGCGUGACAACUGUAAUACACUGAACUGGAGUCUGAAGCAACUGCAGCUGUCUCUAUGAUGUCAUAAAGACAAAGGCACCAAACAUGGUUUGCAUGUUUGUUUGAUGAUUUACUGAUGCAAGCGUUGAAUGAUGUUUUUUUUUGUGAUUUUGCACAUUCCUGGGAAGCUGCAGAGAGACGUUCAAGAUGCCUGCUGCGCUAGAGUGGGAUGACGUGAAGAGGAUUGACCCGGCGACCGUCCAUGAACAUUACAAAGAUGAAAUUGACGGUGUCAUCGACCUUCUCACUUCGGAAGAAGAGUGGGAGGUGGAGCAUCAAGCUCAGGAGGACACUGUCCACAUACUGCGAGUGUUUCAGGCCCUGCUCAAGAUGAAGCAUCGUGAAGCUUCUCUUGCUGAACAACUCGUUGAAGAACAAGAAAAAAAUGAAACUAAACUUCUCGCCAAGGUGUCGAGACUGGAGGAAGAACUUGAGUAUGCUGGCACCGGCCCAGAGAACCUCUUCCUGAGAAAUGAGCUUCGGCAGCUUAAAGGCCAGCUGAUGGAGAAGGAGGAGAUGUUGAACCAGCUGAAAAAAGAAAUGAAAAGAGAAAAGAAGACAACAAAACAUUUGAUUUUGAGAGCAGAAGCAGCAGAGGAUGACCUUAAGUUGUUGAAAAGAAAGAACACGCAGCUCCAGCAGGAUGUGGACUUUUAUCAUGGAGAGCUGGAACGCAAGGAGUCGGGUCCAUCCAGAGACGAAAACACAGAGACUCAGAGGAAGCUCAACUCUGCCAACCGCCAGCUCUCCCAAUGCCUGGAGGAGCUGCAGCAAGCGGAAGAAGAAAUCGCACAGCUUAAGACUGACAACCAGAAUAUGCAGAAACGUCUGAUGGAGUCUACCAAGGAGAUGGAGAAGAUGAGCGAUGAGUACAACCACAUGAAGAUGGCCGUCCAUAAGUGUGACUCCAUGACAGACCAGCUCAGGAAAGAGAGGGAUCAUGCCGAGCUGCAGGUCAGAGAGCUGACGCAGAAGAUGAAAGACAUGACAGAAGAGGAUGACCCAAUCAUGGCAGUAGUGGACGCCAAAGUGAUUGAAUGGAAGAAAGUGCUCUCUGGAAAGGAUGAGGAGAUAUUGGUGUACCAGCAGAUGAUCCGGGACCUUGAGCAAAAUUUGCGUCUGGCCCAGCUGGACUUGGACAGAAUCAACAUUAUUUCCUUGCAGCAGGCGGUGGAAGAUAGAGAUGAUCAGAUCAAGAUCCUGAGAGAGCAAGUGGCGCAGUAUACGAGGGAAAUGCAAAAGCAAACCUUGUUCAUGGAGAGUCUGAAGCUGUCUAAAAAGGAAGUGGGAGUCCAAGUCCAGCAGACUAAGAUGGAGGAGAUGGAGUUCCAGCUGAAAGCUGUCGCAAUCCGAGCAACAGAAGCAGAGGAAGCUUUGAAACAAGCUGAAGCUCACGCUGAAGAAAAAGACAAGGAGCUCAUUGACGCUUCAAAGCGCUUGAGCGAUUACGAGUCGGGAAUAUAUGGCCUGGAAGAAGCUGUUGCCGAGAUUAAGGAGUGUAAAAAUCUAAUCAGAUGGAGAGAAGUUGAUUUAGAGAGCAUGACCAAAGAGAUCAACCAAAUGGACAUGAGAAUGAACGAGCUCAUGGAGGAGAAUGAGAAUUUCAGAGACAGACUAGGCUAUGAACCCAGAGAAGAAGUGGAUCUGACAGAGUUCAGACGAGCCAAAGGACUCAAACAUUGGCAGUACAAAGCAGAAAAUCAAGUUCUGAUUAAAGAGAUUGAACGUCUUGAAGAGGAAAGAUUGGAUAUGAAGAAACAAGUCAGACAGCUGGCCAAGCAGAGAGGACUACCACAGUCCAUCUUGGUGGAGGAGGAUGUCACACACACUAAAAGGUGGCCGCAAACUUCUGAACUGAGCAAAACUCGCAUGGAUGAAGAGCUCAGGGCCAAGAAUGAACACCUAGAAAAAGAAGUGAAGAUCCCAAAGAAAGAGAUGGAACUCCAGAGGUGCCAGUUGCAGCUCAAAGUGGAUCAGCUAACCAAGGAGAAACGAGAUGUUGCGGGUGUACUCAUAGAUGUCCUCCAGGCUUUAAAGGCUAAAAAUAACACAAAUAUACCCAGUCUGAAAAAACUGCAGAACCACAACCUGAAGGUCUUUGUCAUGGAGAUGGUGAUGAACAUCCAACAGGAGCAUGCUAAAGUCCAUCAAGAGAAGAUAAAAGCAGAGGAGGAGAGCAGGAGGGCAAAACAAAGAGGAGACAAUCAAGAACGGAGGCUUCAAGAGAUGAAGGAGGCUCGGAAAGGUCUGGAGGAGAAAUUAAAGGAGAAAGAAAUGGCGGUGGGAUGGCCUGAAGAGGAUGUUUUGUCCACGAAGAAACGUAAUAGCGAGUUACCAACUGCUGGGAGACCAGAACAUCCCAUUGAAGAAAUGUUUGAUCAUAAAGGAGACUCAAACAGACAGGGUGCCCUCACACUGGUCCAUAAGACCAUCAAAGAUCUUCAAGGCCGACUCAAUCAAAAAGAGGAUUUGCUCAAGAAGUACCAGAACCAGAUGACUCAAGUAGGAAAGGAUCAAGAAGCGUUGAUAAAGAGACAUGCUGAGGAGAUAAAGAUGCUCUACAAGAAGUUGGACACCAACAGCAACAUUGCUCUGGACCACUUCAAACGCCAGGCAGCGGAAGAGAUGAAGAAGCCCAGCAUCAUCAUGCCAGAAUCCCAACAUCUGGACCGUGUGACCGAGUUGGAGCAGACGGUGGCUGAACAGGACAUAUCACUCUCAUCCAUCACCAGGAAGCUGAAGCUGGCCACUGCGGAGUUGGAGCGACAGAAGAUGAUUGUGGACACACAGGCUAAGAAACAAGCUAAUGAGAUAUCCAGGCUGAAGAGAUGCCAUGCUGCAGCGGUGGAAGAUCUGACCAUUGAGACCAAAAACCAGAGGAGCCAAAUAAUGGAGAUGAAAAAGGAGGUGGAUUCCCUCCUAAAUGAGCUGGAAACCCAAAAGGAGGCCAAUGCUUUAUCUCCAAGCAACACUAUGAAGAACUUGGUAGAACAACUGAAAGCACAGCUGGUCCAUAAGGAGAAACAAGUCAAAGCCCUCAGUAGAGUUCUGAUAGACUUGCGAUCAAAAAUGACAUCUGCUGCAGAACAACAAGUUUUAGCCAUUGCUUCACAAACCGAGGAGAGGCUCAAUGUGCAGAAGAUGGUUGACAAGCACACCAAAGACUUGAAGGCUCAGGUGCUAGAGCUAAGUGAUGAACUUGAAGCUGCAAAGGAGGCUGCUAGAAAAAGUGAGAGCUCUCUUAAGGGUUUGGUGGACAGCCUCAACAAGAAACUACAAAAAAGUCAGAACCAUCAGAAGUCCCUCCAGGUUCAAAAGGAAGAGAAAGAGCAAGAAAUCCAAGAACUGGAGAAGCAAAUGAAGUGCCAUGGCGACUCCAUUCAGAGCAAAGAGAAAGUUCUGCUCUGGAAGCAGGGCAAGAUAUGGCAGUCAAGGUUGGAGAAAAUGAAGAACACCCUGAGGAAUAAGGAAUGUGAAAAUUACUCCCUGACCAAACAGCUUAGUACUAUAAAAGACCUCAAUGCCAGGCUGGAGAAAGAGAAGAAUGCACUGCAGAAUAGGACGAGGCCUCGAGGAGUGACGGCUGAUCAGGUGGUGGGAGAGAGAAGAGAUGAGCUGAUGAACGAGGCUGAAGGGCUGAAGGAAAAGAAUACUAACAUGGAGACUCAGCUGCUCACCAUAAAACAACAGCAGACUGGUGAGAGUCCCAUGGAGGAUUUUGCCCAGAAGAGGCAAACCCUUGAGGAGAGAUUACAAUCCUUGGAGAAACAGAUAUCUAGCAAGUCUCCAGCAAUACCACUUACAUCAGAGAAGGACACUGAGACUUUAUCACAGAAAGAUCAGGAGCUGCAGAAAGAGAACCUCAAGCUGGCCUCGGAGAACCUGGAACUCCGCCUCCAACUAGCACAGGCCAACAUAGACCUGCCAAGAGUCUCGAGUAAAGUUACAAACCUGGAGGAGAUGUGCAGUGCCCUGGAAAAUGAAAAUGCUGCUCUCCAGAAUGGACUUUCUCAUACAUGCCAGGCGGACAUGUGGUAUGUUCCAGAUGAUGAAGAGACAAAAAUCAGUGAGCUGAUGAAAGAUAACCUGGAGGGGAAACAGGAGCUAGAAGAGCAACAUGAUGACAAGAAAAUGUCUGUAGCAGAAGCAGAUAAGUGCAAAGUUGAAAGUAUUGUUGAUGAGACUGAAGAUUAUCAGUUCACUACUGGGCAGGAGGAAGAGGAGGAGGAGGUGGUCUCAACACACCUGUGGGACAUGACAGUAAAAUGAACGUUAACUGGAGCAUUCAUUGUUGGACUCCUGAAGGGCUUCUUAAACUUGUUUUCUUUGGACCUUUAUCUUCCCUGCGGCCGUUAGCUCACAAUAAAUCACAGCAUGCACAGCACAACUGUUUUUUUUUUAAAGUGCAUAGCUUCCACGAUAAAAGCCACCCAGGUCUUGUUUUAAGAUGGUUGAAAACUGCACUUUUUGGGGGAUAUUUCCCUUUUCUGUGCAUUAUAACAUGAA
Doryrhamphus excisus (bluestripe pipefish) is the source of this 4566-nucleotide messenger RNA. NCBI's taxonomy places the organism in Eukaryota, Metazoa, Chordata, Actinopteri, Syngnathiformes, Syngnathidae. The record is from RefSeq and is a predicted model, not a curated record.